This is a messenger RNA of Closterium sp. NIES-65, 1350 nucleotides long. The record is from the annotation of a GenBank genome assembly. NCBI's taxonomy places the organism in Eukaryota, Viridiplantae, Streptophyta, Zygnematophyceae, Desmidiales, Closteriaceae.
AUGCGGCAUAAGGUGGGAUCCGGUCCGAGGAAACCAUCUAGCGGACGGAGGGGGAAGCAAUCUUCGGGGGGGAAUAGGCCGAAGCGCGGCAAAGAAGGCCCUGGUGAAGCGGAUGUUGAGGACGAGGGGGAUGGGGAGGAGGAGGCCGAGGAGGAUGCGGAGGAGGAGGACGAGGAUGCAGGGGAGGGAGAAAAGGACGAGGAUGAGCAGGAGGGCGACGAUGAUGAGGAGGAGGAGGAGGAGGAGGAGGAGGAUGAGGAUGAGGACGAUGAGGAGGACGAUGAGGGGGACGACGAGGAUGAGGAGCAGGAGGAGGAGGAGGAGGAUGAGGAUGAGGAGGAGGAGGAGGAGGAGGAGGAGGAGGAGGAGGAGGAGGAGGAGGAGGAGGAGGAGGAGGAGGAGGAGCAAGAGGAGGAGGAGGAGGAGGAGGAAGAGGAGGAGGAGGACGACGAGGAGGAAGAGGAGGUGGAGGAAGGGGCGGAUGAGGAGGAGGAGGAGGAGGAGCCGGCAGGGAAAGGACGGGGCGCGCGAGGCGGACGGGGGAGUGGCACAGGGAAGGUGGGGGGCCGGCAUUGGGCCACCGCCCGGGGCAGGGCGGUCUCCCCCCUCGCCGGUCCAUCGCGUGUGCAUCAACCAAGCACCUUUGCCAAUCCCUUCCCUGAGCUUCCCUUUUCCCGCCAGCGUGAUAGUGUGAGGGCACACGGUGCUGCUGCAGAAGACGUUGAUCCCCUUGGCCAGAGAGGGGUUUCUACACACCCUUUUCCGGAUGUCAUGGAUGCGCUGGCUGAAGGUGCAGAGCACGGGCAGUUUGUUACACGAGACGAGUUCCAGCAGCUACGGUCUGAGAUGUACGCCAUGUUUGCUCAGCUCGGCCUGCGUCGGGGAGCAACUGCCAGCUAUGCCGGGGGGGCCGCAGUGGUGCCGAUGGGUGGUACCCCGCCGCCGAUGAGUGCCGUGGACAAGGCACGUGUGCUUGUGCUGCAGGAGACCAACCCAUUCCCGGUAUGUGGCGGGUUGGGGUUGACACGGCGGACGCAAGAGGGUGUGACGUGGCGGGAUGUGUGGCUUGGUGCUGACGUGGCACCUUGGAAGGGCACACGGGAGCGGCGCUCAACGAGGCGCCGCGUGUCAGGUGGGUGGGGUGUGACGUGGCAUGGGGUGGGCGGGUGUGACGUGGCACGUGGGGCUGGCUGCUACCUGACGUGGCGGAUGCAGGAGGGUGUGCCGUGGCGGGAUGUGUGGCUUGGUGCUGACGUGGCGGCUUGGAAGGGUACACGGGAGCGGCGCGUGACGACGCUACACGUGUGCGGUGGGUGGCUUGGUGACGUGGCAUGGGGUGGGCGGGUAUGA